Molecule: messenger RNA, 984 nt
Organism: Phascolarctos cinereus (koala)
Lineage: Eukaryota; Metazoa; Chordata; Mammalia; Diprotodontia; Phascolarctidae
Product: olfactory receptor 6J1-like
Biological process (GO): G protein-coupled receptor signaling pathway
Cellular component (GO): membrane
Molecular function (GO): G protein-coupled receptor activity; olfactory receptor activity
Source: RefSeq, a predicted model, not a curated record
AUGGAGAAUCAGACCACCACAGUGACUGAGUUCGUUCUGCUUGGUUUUCCUAUCAGCAGAAAGACAGAGCUACUAUUCUUCGUGCUCCUUCUGCCCACCUACCUGAUGACACUCCUGGGCAACAUCGUCAUCAUCUACCUUGUUGUGUCCCAUUCACGCCUCUAUACACCCAUGUACUUCUUCCUCUGCAAUCUCUCCAUCUUGGAUAUCCUCUUCACCUCUGUCAUUUCUCCAAGGAUACUGGACGACUUGGCCACUGGGCAUAAGACUAUUUCCUUUGCUGGGUGUAUCACCCAGUGCUAUUUCCACUUCUUCCUGGGGACAGUGGAGUUUAUUUUAUUGACAUCCAUGUCCUAUGACCGGUAUGCUGCCAUCUGUAACCCACUGAGGUAUAGCACCAUCAUGAAUCCUUCUGUGUGCACUGGGCUGGUUCUUUUCUCAUGGGUGGGUGACUUCUUGUCUGUUCUUUUCCCCACUAUACUCAUCUCCAAGUUACCCUUCUGUGGCUCCAAUAUCAUUAACCACUAUUUCUGUGACAGUGGACCUCUAUUGGCCCUGGCCUGUGCAGACACAACAUCCAUUGAGCUGAUGGAUUUCUUACUGUCAUCCACAGUCAUUAUCUUUUCCAUAAUUCUCAUUGGAUAUUCCUAUGCUUGCAUCUUUAUGACCAUCUUACGAAUCCCAUCAGCCAGUGGGAGGAAGAAAGCCUUUAACACCUGUGCUUCUCACUUGACCAUUGUAGUGAUAGCUGAAGGCAUCACAGCCUUUAUCUAUGUGACUCCCAUCCAGAAGGAAACCUUGGAGAUUAACAAAAUACCUUCAGUGUUGAGCAGUGUGGUGGCACCUUUCCUCAACCCCUUCAUCUACACCCUGUGCAAUGACACUGUGCAGGGGAUCCUCAGGGAGGUGUGGGUUGGAUUCAGAGAAGUUUUAGUGGGAAGAGGAAGAGGACUGUUGAGCAGAGUGUCCAAAAAAGAUCAUUGA